UAACUUAGUCAUUACUUGCUGUUUAGUUGAAUAGGUCAGUGAGAUAGAGUGAAAUUCUGAAAAUAGAAUAACCGAGUUUGAUAUAGUUACUAUUAUAAUAAAUGCAUUUCAAUCAAUUUUAAAUAUAUUUUUUAGUGUAUAAUAACGGUAUUGUAAUUUGUUUAAUUCAAAAGUAUUAAAAUAGCAAAAUGGAAGGCGAUAGCUCCGAUUCAUCAAACACUAAAUCAAUUCCUGGUAUUCCUAAAGCUGUUUUUGUAGAUAAUGUAGACGAGUUCAUGAAUUUGCCAGAAAAUUCUGGUGGAGUUGAGAAAGUACUAAGAAGGCUUGAUGAACAACAUGGUAAAUACAAGUUUAUGGAAUAUACAUUGGCAACUAAGAGACGACGUCUUAGACAACAAAUUCCAGAUUUAGCUAGGUCACUUGAAAUGAUUGAAAAAUUAAAAAUGCAAAAAACAGAUAUGGAAACUAAAUUUCUGCUCAGCGAUCAAGUAUUUGUUAAGGCAAAUGUCCCAGCAACAAAUAUUGUAUAUUUGUGGCUUGGAGCAAAUGUUAUGUUGGAAUACUCUUUGGAUGAUGCUGAAAAAUUGCUAACAUCAAAUAUGGCAACAGCAAAAAAAAAUUUGGAAUGUAUUGAACAUGACUUAGAUUUCUUACGUGAUCAAUGGACAACAACUGAAGUUAAUAUGGCUAGAGUAUAUAAUUGGGAUGUAAAGAGAAGACAGGCUGCAAAAGCAUCUAGUUAAUUGAUGUUGUAUUAUUUUGCAUUGAGCUUAUACUCUUCUCUCACUAUUGUAUUAAAUAUUUUGAUGAUAGUAAUAUGUUAAUAUUUUCGCAUGCCUUUAUGUUAAUAAUUAUCACAUUUAAAUGCAAGUAACAAGCAUAUGAUACUUUAGAAUUGCUUUUAGUUAUAUUUAUAUUAAUGUUGUACCUACACUAAAUAUAGAAAAUAAAUGUGGUAUCUUUUUAAAAAAUA
Messenger RNA from Galleria mellonella (greater wax moth), 973 nucleotides. RefSeq names its product prefoldin subunit 3 (gene mgr). NCBI's taxonomy places the organism in Eukaryota, Metazoa, Arthropoda, Insecta, Lepidoptera, Pyralidae. The coding region runs from base 189 to 743 and encodes 184 amino acids. The record is from RefSeq and is a predicted model, not a curated record. Gene Ontology annotation, molecular function: tubulin binding. Gene Ontology annotation, cellular component: cytoplasm; prefoldin complex. Gene Ontology annotation, biological process: tubulin complex assembly; protein folding; microtubule-based process. The transcript has 4 exons.